Molecule: messenger RNA, 772 nt
Organism: Geodia barretti
Lineage: Eukaryota; Metazoa; Porifera; Demospongiae; Tetractinellida; Geodiidae
Source: the annotation of a GenBank genome assembly
AACCCUAGAAACACACAAAUAAAGUGUGUGCGGCUUUCCUCAGUCCACCAGUCCACCAGUCCACCAUUGUGACGCUGUAUACAUAGAGGUGAAGGUAAGACACCUCUAUAUGUGUGUGUGUGUGUGUGUCCUUGAGAGGAACUGUUUCUCCUCCAGCCUGGAGAGGAUGGAAGUAGAGGAGACAGUUCCUCGGCGUCGCUGCUACUCAGGCUACAGCAGGCACACUUGGUCCGCACAGCUCCCGGCUCGAGACAGAUGCAGCCAGUUGGUGUGGGUCAACAGAUGGUACACCCCUGACAACCUCAGGGCAACGGCUCCCGUCCCGAGACACAAGUUCCUUGCGCAGCCCCAGCCAAGUCUCUCCUCGGUCCCAGAGCACUGGGUCCCUCCAUCCGAGGCCCCACUGAAGUCUUUCUCACGAGCCGAGGAAGAGAGUGGAGUGUUUGCGUCGGCUCAUUCCUCUCGCUGUGAGGAGUGGUCAACACUGAGACAGAUGUUCCCCUCUCAGGGCCACUGUGUGCGUCACAGUCCUCCCAAAUGGGGCACUGGUUUCGCCGCUCCUCCCUCCUGGUCCCACAGACAACCUCGUCGCCUGCCACACAUCAACAGCCCCAUGACAAACUAUACUGACGACAUGCACCUGACAAACAGAUUGUUCCGUCUACAUUGAAGCUGAAGCAACACUGCAUCACAAACAUUCCAUGUUGACACAGAGCAAUUUGUCGUACAACUUUGUGUGUAACAACGAGCGAGUGGAGUGAUCAAAUAUAAU